Messenger RNA from Chiloscyllium plagiosum (whitespotted bambooshark), 2139 nucleotides. The record is from RefSeq and is a predicted model, not a curated record. NCBI's taxonomy places the organism in Eukaryota, Metazoa, Chordata, Chondrichthyes, Orectolobiformes, Hemiscylliidae.
GUCCUGCAGACUACAUUUUUUGGAGUGUGUGUCCUCACAGACCUAGUAUGGCACCUUUCUUGGUCUGAUAAACGUAUGCAGCAAUUGUCAUUGAGGAUGAGUGCUCUCCAGGACUGGCUGUUCUCAGCUCUUGCCUUCCCCAUUGGCUUUUUUGUCGUCGUGAGUUUCUGGAUUCUUUAUGCCUAUGACCGGGAACUUGUUUACCCAGAGAUUUUGGACACGAUCAUCCCGACCUGGCUGAAUCAUGCCAUGCACACGGUGGUCUUGUUGCUGCUCAUGUUGGAGCUGAUUGUGGUUCAACAUCACUGGCCCAGCCACAAAGGAUGCCUGACUGUGCUUAUCACUUUCUGCAGUUCCUAUUUGGUCUGGGUACUUUGGAUUCGCCACAGGUCAGCUAUCUGGGUCUACCCCAUUCUGGAGGUACUCAGUCCCUUUGGGCUGGGUAUGUUCCUGACAGCAGCUGUCCUUGUAACUAUCUCUUUGUAUGUUGUUGGUGAGAAACUGCAUUACUGGAGAUGGGGUCUCCCGGAUCAGUGUGGGAAAGAAUCUUGGUACUUUGAUCGAGAUCAGGCACAGGAGUGCAGGUUGAACUCUGCCAGCGUGGCUGCAAGUGAGAAAUGCAGCAAUCCUGACAUUCUUGACUCUGCAUCUCCAUCCACCACAGCAACUGUCUCCCAGUCCUUUGGGACUCUCACCCCAUUCUCAGACCCUUUCCAGCAGAAGCUUCUAGAUCUUCAUAAAGAUGGGUUUGAACAUUUGGCAGGAAAGUUGGACCAGAUGAUUGACCUGAUGGGAACUAUUGCCCAGAGUUUGAGUGCACUGGCCCUCAUCCAGUCUGAGCCAGCUGUUCCUGUGAUUCGCUGUCCGUCUCCUGCUACAGUUAGUCACAGAGCAAAACCAUCUACCCCUGAACAGAGUGAGUCAGCCACUGACCCCCCUGGGGAACCUGAGCUGGACACCAACACUCAAAAAGAGAUUGACAAUCCAAAACCUAUUCGCCUCCCCUUAAAAAGUCAGCUGCCCAGUCUCCGAAGGAUAGUGAAAUCUACCUCCUCAGCGAGUUCAGGAGUACAUACAGCAUCAAGUGUGGAAAUGAGGCAGGCAGAACAGGGGUCUCCCAGCUUGAUUCCCAACCUAUAAUGUCUCACUGAAAGAUACAAUUUGACCUUAGCACCACCAGCUCCUUUGUGGGGAGUGGAGAAGGAUUGGUUGGGAAGGGGUGUGAAUGUAGAGUGGGGGAGGGAGAUGUAGAAUGAAGAUUCAUUUGAAGUUGCUAUUCCUGAUCAGUCAGAUGAAGCCCAGACUUGUCUGACUGCAGGCUGCUUUUUUUUAGAUGUGCUUCCAACUAGUUUAGGGAAAAUAUCGCAAUUCAUUAUAGAUUGCUUUAUUAGCUAUAAAGGAUAUUGGAGAUGUCUAGCCUAGCAAUGAUAUCUGGAGCUGGGAAAUGCUGAUGAAUUGAUAAAUCCCGAGUGUGUGACUCAGUGAUGUUGAUGGUAUGAUAGUGAGUAUGUGGGACUCCAAAAGAGAGGGCGCCACAGCUGUCCUCAUCUUAGGACAGUGGGUCAUUAACAUGUCCCCAUCCGGAGUGAAAGAAGCUGUUUCAUCACUGUCAGCUUCUGUGCUCAAGGAAGUGGAAUAACCUGUCUCUCUGACUGUUUUAAUUUAAGAUUCAAGUUUAAACUGUCUAAAACUCAUAACUUUUAAAGACAAAUUAGUGUUUCCUUUUACUUUCCUAAAAGCUGACAUCUCAGACUGGGAGGUACUCAGACUGCACAGUGAGAUGGAAUUCUGAGGCAACCCUGUGACAGUCCUGUCCCACCAGCGUACUGUCUGCACAAACGCAAGUUGUGUAACUAUUGCCCCACCCCAGCUCCCAGCAGCAGUCUUUCAGGUAAUUGGGCUGAAGUUCCAAAGGAUACAAAUUUUCUGAAAAGUGGUAUAUUUACUCAGGCAUGGAUUCCUCAGUGUUUGGGCAGCAUUCCCCAGGAAAUGUAUUGUUUACAGGUAUCAUAGCCAAGCUCUUGGUCCUAUUUUUGCAUUUAAUGUUUGUAUCAAGUCAGCACCUGCCACAGGGAAAAGUUUGCACGUUUCUUUUUCUUUAAAUUGUAAAACAUUGAAAUAAAAUGGUCGGCAAUACAA